Molecule: messenger RNA, 465 nt
Organism: Knipowitschia caucasica
Lineage: Eukaryota; Metazoa; Chordata; Actinopteri; Gobiiformes; Gobiidae
Source: the annotation of a GenBank genome assembly
AUGAAGAAAUGUGGGAACACAGAGGUCUACUUUUGGUUGGGUCCCUGCCAACUGCUCCCACUUCCAUUCAGCGAGCUGCACUUUCACUUUCUCUUCACUUGUAUAAAAGAACUCAGCCUCAGCCCCAAGAUCCACAGAGCGCCCUCCGGAGCCUGCCAGCCUCCUCCUCCAGCACCUCUACACAUCAUGGAUCCCAGAGUGUGUGGCCUGCUCCUGCUGCUGUCUGCUGCCCUCUGCACAGCUGAGAUCCCUGUGGAUUGUUGCCUGGCAUAUAGCAGCCAGCGCCUGCCUGCCAAACUCAUUCAGCGCUACGAGCUGCAGAAGGCGGGGAGUGGCUGUGACAUCAGCGCCACUGUGCUCCAUACAAUAAAAGACAGACAGCUGUGCCUGCCUCACCCAGAGGGACACCCAUGGGUGCAGAAACUCCUGAGGAUAGUGGACCAGAGGAAUGCAAAGCAGUCGUAG